Messenger RNA from Cyclopterus lumpus (lumpfish), 1672 nucleotides. RefSeq names its product Rho GTPase activating protein 15 (gene arhgap15). The coding region runs from base 109 to 1566 and encodes 485 amino acids. Gene Ontology annotation, biological process: signal transduction; regulation of GTPase activity. Gene Ontology annotation, cellular component: cytoplasm. The record is from RefSeq and is a predicted model, not a curated record. NCBI's taxonomy places the organism in Eukaryota, Metazoa, Chordata, Actinopteri, Perciformes, Cyclopteridae. The transcript is spliced from 13 exons.
GGGUGCAGCCGUGGUGGUGUGAGACACGGCCGGUUUGAAGAAACCACGUGAUGAUCAUACUUCCUCUAACAGUCAGGCCUCGGCUCUCUGUGCCUUUGACAUACAGAGAUGGCGGGCGCACGAAACCUCCAGAGUGCUGCGAAGCAGCCGCCACUGAUUCAGCCUCCAGCACGCCUCAGCACCGCCCCGCAGGAAGCUGUGCUGAUGCGCAUUAAGAGCUCUGGGAGCUCCGCAGAGCGCCUGAGUCAGUCCAAGUCAAUGGUGCUGCAGGAGUCCGACCUUCCUAAAAAGCCUAUCUCUCGGCAUCGCAGGAAUCAGUCUCAGCACAACGCCUCAGUCGCAGGAGGAGGAGUUGCUGUUUUUGAACCGUUGGUGGAGCUGAACGGUGAACAUCUGAAUGUGGCUAAAAUCUCAGAGAGCGGUAAGAAGCAAAGGAAGAACUGGACCUUGAUGUGGAGCGUACUGACCUCAGACCAGAUGCUGUUUUAUAAAGAAAGACAACAAGAAACUAGUCUGAAAACAGGAAGUAAGCCAGAUGUACUUCAGCUGUGUGGCGCCAUUAUCGAGUGGACGACAGAGAAGUCAAGCAGGAAAAACGUUUUCCAGAUCAGAACAAACACAGGAAGUGAGUACCUCAUCCAGGCUGACAGUUACGCCACCGCCAGUAAAUGGUACGACGCCAUCAGGAAGGCCGUCGACUCUUCCACUAAACUUCCUCUGCGGAGAUCAAACAGCACAGAGUACCUGCCCAGACACGGCUCCCUACCUAGCCAUGGCUCCGCCUCCCCCAACGCCAAGCAACGCAACCCAGUCCACAGACGCUCCAUCAACAUGUUCGGCAGCUCCAAGCUGAAACACAGCGCCUCCGACAGCACGGACAAGAACGGAGUGAAGAACCGACUGAAGAAGUUCAUCACCAGACGUCCGUCUAUGAGGACUCUGAAGGAAAAAGGCCUCAUCAAAGAUCGAGUGUUUGGCUGCCAUCUGUUGACUCUCUGUGAGCGUGAAGGAACCACGGUGCCGAGGUUUGUUCACAUCUGUCUGGAUGCUGUUGACAAGAGAGGACUGGAUGCUGACGGGAUCUACAGAGUUAGUGGGAAUCUGGCAACAAUCCAGAAGCUCCGCUUCAUUGUGGAUCAGGAGGAGGACCUGGACCUGGACCAGAGUCAGUGGGAGGACAUCCACGUCGUCACUGGGGCCCUCAAGUUGUUUUUCCGGGAGCUGCCCGAGCCGCUGUUCCCCUUCAGGUUCUUCCAGCCCUUUGUGGAGGCUGUCAAGAUUAAAGAAUCCAAACUAAAAGUUCAGGCUAUGAAAAAGCUGAUCAAGGAACUGCCACAACCCAAUCAGGACACCAUGAAGUUGCUCUUCAACCACCUGCACAGAGUUCUACACUUUUCCAGAAAGAACCUGAUGUCCACUCAGGGCAUCGGCAUCGUGUUCGGCCCAACGCUGAUGUGGCCUGAGCUGGACGCAGGAAACAUGGCAGUCAACAUGGUCUACCAGACCCAGAUUGUGGAGUUCAUCCUCAUCGAGAGCCAAGACAUCUUCAACCUGGACAGGAAGUAGAGUGUCGUGAGGUCGAAAGAUCGUCGAAUGGACAGAAAUAGUAUUGUUAGAAAAGGCCUGGUGUUGUCUGGACUGUAAACAAUAAACAGAUGAUUUCUUAUCAGAA